Molecule: messenger RNA, 1066 nt
Organism: Cuscuta europaea
Lineage: Eukaryota; Viridiplantae; Streptophyta; Magnoliopsida; Solanales; Convolvulaceae
Source: the annotation of a GenBank genome assembly
GAGAAUGAGAAGACUAAGACCAGUACCGUCAAAAAGGGAAACGGCAAGAGGAAACAAGGAAACAGCGUCAUACAGAGCCCAACAGUGUCGGAGCAGCUCGACUUCUUUAUCCACCAAUACCAAUCUGCCAACCGCGUUCAGCUUUCUUCUCUCGAACUCGAAUCCUUCAAAGAUACUUGCAUGGUUGAGCUCCUCCGAGAUGAAACUAACAACACUAGAACUCUUGGAGAGAUUAUGAAGGUUGCUUUUGGACCUUCAUGCAAUUCUCUUCUCUGUAAAAAUACACUUGAAGCUGGGAAAGUUAACCCUGGCCAUCCAGCACUUCUUGUGAUUAGCUCUUCUGCUAUAAGAUCCCUGGAACUUCUGAGGGAGUUGAGACCAUUUACUAGGGAAUGCCCUGCUGCAAAGCUUUUCUCUAAGCACAUGAAGAUUGAAGAGCAGGUGUCCGUUCUGAAGAACCGUGUUAAUAUUGCUAGUGGUACACCUAGCAGGAUCAAGAAAUUGAUUGAUAUGGAGGCACUAGGCUUGUCGCGGUUAUCUGUCCUUGUGCUGGAUAUGCAAAUGGAUGUCAAGGGCUAUUCACUGCUAACACUUCCUCAAGUCAGAGAUGAGAUGUGGGAUUUGUACAAGAGCUAUUUUCAUGAGAAAGUACUGGAGGGUACCCUGCGUAUGUGCCUCUAUGGACCAUUACCAAAGAUAUCCGAGGCCAGAAAGGUUAUUGAUGAGUGAUGAGUAUGACCAACUUCAGACUCUUUACAUCAAUGAAGAAAUGCUAUCUAUGGAGUAUUCCUUCUCUAUCUUUCCAGGAUAGAUAAUUGUGGAUUUAAUGGGUUAAGAUGCUUUACCACAUUCAUACCAGUUAAAGUUUUAUGUGUUCAUAUAUUGUCCUGUGGAAUCAUCUCUGUCCCAGACAAUAGAGAUUAGACUGAUCAUUUGUAAUUGUAAAACAAAUCAAAGGCUUUUUUAACUUUAUCAUGCAGAGAGAUGUCAACUACUUGAUGCUUUUGACUCACAACAUAUCAUUUCUCUACUCAAUAAUAAAAAAUAAAUUCAGCACAACUUGAAA